Messenger RNA from Ectocarpus siliculosus, 1794 nucleotides. Lineage: Eukaryota; Phaeophyceae; Ectocarpales; Ectocarpaceae. The record is from the annotation of a GenBank genome assembly.
CAAACCGUACGAGACCGAACAAUAUCAAGAAGCAACGGUGGCAGAGGCGGUGGCGAUAGUGAUGGCCGUGGUUCAAUAAGGGCCGAGGGGGGAGGGGAAGCCACGCGUUCGAAGAAGACGUCGAGCACGCUGCUCUUCAGGAGCCCCCCGCCCAUACACCGGUACAGUCUAGGCGUUAACGCGUGCACCCGGACGUCGCAGCUUCGGCCCUUGCCCGCUGCAGCAAAAGAGAACGCAUGUCGACGGACUGGGAAGUUUUCCUUCGCGAAGAGAUCUCAUGCGAGACCGAUGUUGGCCUCGAAGCCAGCCUUUGAGAGCAAGCCGGCCGGGUACGAGAUAGACCUAGCGGACGGGAACGGCUACUGGGACCUUUUGGGUGGAAACCGCGGCCGCGGCCACGGCGGAGAUGAUGGCGUUCUAGCAGGGGAGUUGGCUGAGAGUGCGGUCGCCUCGGUCGUGCUGCUGAGGUGGGCCAUGGAGUGUGUUGUGGCGAACGACGGGGAGGGCGGUGCCGAGGACGGUGAUGGCGUCGUGCCAGUCACAACCGCUCCCCGAGAUGGGUUAACUGCGGACGACGGCGACCCGGCAAAGGCGCCGGUGGCAGAGGAUAGGACCCCCGGCAUGCAGGGCGAGGCGGUGAGUGCGACGGCCAAGGGCCAGGUCCGCCUAGCGAAGUCGACACGAAAGCCCAGGGACAGCGACCGGUUUUCGUUUUCGGGUUCGCUCGAAACAAAGUUGGCCAGUCACCAGGGCGAGGGCGACUGCCGUGGCCCGAGAAACGUCAUCGGCAACAAGUCGUUUGCUGCAACGUGUCCCUCACUAUCAGAGUCUUCAUGCAACCGGGAGAGGCUCAGAGACAAGAAGCCUCUUCCCCGUGGGCUGCCCUUGUCUGGAGGGGGAAGAGGAGGAGGUAGAGGAGGAGGGGGAGGUGGAGGAGGGGGGUGGAAGGGAGAAGAGCAGCAACCGCCAGAGGGCGACCGCGGUCGCCCGGCCGACGGGAUCGUCGCGACUUCGUCAUCUCCUGGAGAUGAGCCGAAGAAGGACGCAAGGCGCCGAGAGGGCUGGCGCGACGCAAGAGCCCCUCAGGUUGCCGGCAAAAGCACCGCAUCAGGAGAUGAACCGGUGGAGGACAUGAGAACGGUCCCGAAAAGGUGGCUAGCACCGGCGGCUCACGAGGUCGCCUUGCAUACCCUGGUGUGCUUGCUGAGGGCCGCGGAGGUCGACCUCUGUGGUCACAACGGCACGCACAGGCUUCAAACCGAGUUGGAUGUGGACACUGUGGGUGGCGGAAGGGCAGUAGUGAUGGAGGAAGGCGUGCUGCUGCUAAUUCUCAAGGCAUGCGCGAAGUUCCAAGAUCAUGGCGACGUGGUCAAGAUUUGCUGUAUGCUGAUGCGCGUCGGUGUGAUGUGCGCAUUGCAUGGCGAAGGAUUUGAGCGGCCGGUUGGCGGCCCCAUUGCGCCAGACAUGUCUCUCCUAAUCGACAAUGACGUGGAGGGAGUAGUGACGAGGGCAGCAAAGGCGCACGUCGACAACCUUUCCGUAGCCGCGGAAGCUUCGGCGCUGCUCCAUAGCCUCGGAAUGGACUCCAUCAGGAUCGAUGCGUCGGGGGCAACUUGCUCGGCGCUGCCGCCGGCGCCUCCUACUCCGCCGCCGGCGGGGAAGAGCGCCUUGGGGCCGGCGGCCGUGGUCGUGACCGUUGAUGCAGUGACAAAGACGACUGCGUUGGAUCUGGGUGUGGUACCCAACCCGACUGCAGGUCGAGCCUCAAGCAUCAUCGGACGUGCCGAAGGAUGA